AUGGCGAACCUCGAGCCGGUGGAGAAGACCGCGGUCGUGUCGGACUCGACCGGCGCCGAUGCGGUGCCAGCAAUUCGGGCGCGGCCGACUCGCUCCAGUUCGGCGCAGCUCGCCUUGGAGCCCACCGCGCUCUUAAAUCGCCUCGAGACCAUGCUCCUCGGCAACCAACUCGUCCCCGCACCCUCCAACGAGGUCAGCAUCGUCGGCGAGGUCACCAACGGCAUCCUCAUCGCCGCGAAAGCUGCCGUAAACACGCUCUUUUCGUCGCAGCGGCGCGGCGCGCUGAUGGCUCUCCAGAUAAAGAACCUGAAGAAGGCUGCGCUGGCGUACCUUGUGUGGGACCUACGCGGCGAGCUGGCGGGCGCGCGACUCGAGCAGGCGGUCGUGUACGGCAAGCGGCUCGAGACGCACGCGAGCGGCGUGGACAAGGAGUUGGGCAAGUGCAAGCGGCGGCAGGCGGGCGCGGAGGCGCUUCUCGCUGUCGUUCCAGAAACGUUGCAGGACGUGCCCACGCCAGAGGAGCCCGCGGUCGAGGAGGAGCCGGCGGUCGAGGACCUGCCGGCCAGCGACUCCCGUCCCGACGACGCGUCUUCGGACAGCGAUCGGGAAAGCGUCUUCGAACGUCGGGUGACCCGUCGGAUGAUCUCGAGGAGGAGCUAG
Emiliania huxleyi CCMP1516 is the source of this 660-nucleotide messenger RNA. RefSeq lists its product as hypothetical. The record is from RefSeq and is a predicted model, not a curated record. The transcript has a single exon. Lineage: Eukaryota; Haptophyta; Isochrysidales; Noelaerhabdaceae. Bases 1 to 660 code for a protein of 219 amino acids.